Molecule: messenger RNA, 915 nt
Organism: Botrytis porri
Lineage: Eukaryota; Fungi; Ascomycota; Leotiomycetes; Helotiales; Sclerotiniaceae
Exons: 2
Coding region: 1-915 (304 amino acids)
Cellular component (GO): membrane
Source: RefSeq, a predicted model, not a curated record
AUGGCGAAACUCGAACCCUAUCAUGAUGAUUACUACCUCUGGAAUUACGUUCCGUCUAUGGCUGCAGCUGUCAUCUUUAUUGUCCUCUUCAUUAUAACAACCGGUCUACACACCUGGCGUAUGUUUAAGACCAAGUCCUGGUUCUGCACAGCAUUUUUUAUCGGAGGUCUCUUCGAAAUCAUCGGUUACAUCGGACGAGCGAUGGCGGUCAACAGUACUGGCAAACUCCUCCCAUAUAUCAUUCAGAGUCUCUUCACCCUCAUUGCUCCGGCUUUUUUGGCCGCAUCAAUCUACAUGACACUCGGUCGAAUUAUGCGAUAUGUCCACGGAGAACACCAUUCCAUCAUUCGGAUCAACUGGCUCACGAAAAUCUUCGUCAUCGCAGAUCUCUUGACAUUUCUCGUGCAAUCAGGAGCAUCUGGGUUGAUGUUCAGUGACAGCACUGCUAGUCUCGGUCAAAAGAUCGUGUUGGCUGGUCUAAUUCUCCAGAUCAUCGCUUUCGGACUUUUCUUGUUCACUGCCCUUGUAUUCGAACGCCGAAUGAGAAGAGAGCCCACACCGGAAUCUUUCAUUGUUGAAGCAAACUGGAUCCAUCACUUGCACUGUCUUUACGUCAUAAGUGCUCUCAUUCUCGUUCGAUCAGUCUUCAGAGUUGUCGAGUAUGCGGCGGGCCAGAAGGGGUAUCCUCUGAUGCAUGAAUGGACUUUGUACACAUACGAUACAGUACCAAUGUGGAUCGUCACCGUUCUCUUCUUCAUCUGGUAUCCUUCUCAAUUCCAGGGAAAGCCGGGAACUGGAAUAUCUCCAAGGGAGACGGUAGAACAGGCGCAAAGUGUUCAAUUGAUGAACGGUGAAGAGAGAAAACGCGGUAGCAAUAAUCGGACAAGAGCUUAUGGUCCCCGAAGCAUGGUAUGA